Molecule: messenger RNA, 486 nt
Organism: Dicrocoelium dendriticum
Lineage: Eukaryota; Metazoa; Platyhelminthes; Trematoda; Plagiorchiida; Dicrocoeliidae
Source: the annotation of a GenBank genome assembly
AUGAAGUGUUCUUCAGUUUUGUGUCAAGAAAUACUGCGAUAUUUUGACCAUGCUCUUGCACCCAGUCAAUUAAAGCAAGAAGUGCCUCUGUCGACGACGCCGGAGCCAGAUCCUGUUCCUACCUUCCCGCCUGUUGACGCUUCUGAGAUGGCCGGGGACGAUGACCCACUAGGCUCGGACGAUAUAGUGAUGCGCACGAAAUUCACCCGAAAAUUCCAACGGAAUGGCCCACCUCCACCAGUGCGCUCCAGCCGCGGACGCAGUCAUGGUUCCUUUCGUGGGACAGAAUUUCGUGGCAACCGCAAAUCCUCUGGUACGAUACCAAAACAACUUUCUCGACACCCUCUUCCGAAAGACAAAGCAAGGCGACACGCCGACUCCGUGUUACAUCCGUCGUGGCAAGCGAAACGAGAGCAGAAAUUGAAAGCCAAACUGCACUCCGUGAACCCUGCCCCAACCGCGAUGCAUAUAAUAUUUGCUGAUUAA